CACGCACGCGCGUCUUCGGGAUUUGGGCUCGAGAGUCCGACAAAGUUUUGGAGGAGAAGAAGAAAAGGAAGAAGCAGGAAUCGUGUCGUUUUGGAGGUGAAAUGUUGCAGCUGCACUAAAUGGUGGCGUGGUGCCCAGUGGGCCGGGCCAGGAGGCUCCUGGUCAUCUUGAUGUGGGCGUGGCUUCAUGGACACGUUUUUGGGUGCGAGUGGUCCAAGUGCGGGUCUGUGUUGACCGAGUCCGAGGGCUGGCUGACAUCUCCGUGUUACCCGCACAAGUACGGCAACUCCCAAACUUGCCGAUGGAUCCUGCGAGCGCCGUCGGGCUUCGUGGUGCAGAUCUCGGUCGAGGACUUUGAGCUGGAGGAGGCGCCGGGAUGCAUCUACGACCGUCUGACUGUCUCCACGGGCAAUGGAGAGGUCAAGUUCUGCGGUCUGACGGCUGCUGGCCUCAUGCUCAACUCCAGCGGGAAUGCAAUGGACCUGGAAUUCACUUCUGACUUCAGCGUUCAGAAAAGGGGCUUCAGGAUCAGCUUCAGACACGUCGCCGUGGCGUUGAGAAAUCAGAAGGUGAGCAUCACUGGCGACAACGUACCGGGAGCCAAAGUGUCGUCUUCUGUUGCCAUGCCGACACUGCAUCACCUGACACUGUGCUUGGAGAUGGAACGCAGCGGGCCGCCACAACAGGCGGAGUGGAUCUUCACGUACACCAACGCAGACGGAAACAUGGCGUUGGCGCUGGGUGCGGACGCUGGCGGCCGCGUCAAAAUGGUGGUGGCAGGCGCGACAUGCUCGCUGGACUCCAUUGUGACAGCGGGCGACUGGACGUCCUCCAUGAGCGGCUUGUGCGUGCUGUGGGCAUCGUCCGGUGGCCGCGUGGGCGUCUACUUCAACGGCAACCACUGGGCCAAGACCUGCUCGGAUUCCAGCGGGCGCUCCGUGCUGGGUGGCGGCACCUUUCGCCUGGGAGGGCCGAGCAACUUUUUGGGCAGCAUGUACAAUGUUCGCCUUUGGGACUACGCCAUGACGGUACAGCAGCUCAACGCGCUCACCUGCCACGUGGCAGGAAACGUCAUCGACUGGGACAAAAACUUCUGGGACGUACCUCCCACCCUGGCCCAGACGGACGCCGGCCUAAGCUGCAGUGUGUCACCACCCAGCAAUGGCUCCCUCCACGGCAACUGCGACUCCACCCACCUGGGAUGUCCAGCCGCUUCCUCUCCCGCUGACUCCACUAACACCAUCCAUGCUACUAAUGCAACACAUACACACGAGGCCUUGUUCUACAGACUGGCUGUGGUGGUGCAUGAUGGGAGCUCGACCCUAACUCGAGCUGCCGUGGAGGAAGCCGUGGGCUUCUGGCUCAACGAGACCUUCCACAACUGGACUCACGCCGCCUCUGUGGACUCGCUCAGCGUCCAGCCUGCAGGUCACUCAAGCUUCCUGUGCCGUGCCCUGCUGCGCCACCAUGAGAUCACUGAUGACAUCACAGAUGUACCUGUGGAGGUCCGUGACAGAAUCUCCAGUGGCGACCCUCGGAUUGGCGCCGGUCUCGAGGUCCACGCGCACUCCAUACGUGUCAACGCCUUGGAGAACUGUCCAGAAGACGACACAGUUCACUACCGCUGGCCUGAGACCCCGCCCAGCGUAGCUCAGCUUCUGCCGUGCUUCCCCAACAAGGAGCAGAGCGCCACCCGCAGCUGCAUGAUCGACCUUCACGACUUUUCAUCCUUCUGGUCAUCCGCCGACUUCAGCAACUGCACCGACAUCGAUGCCAUCCAAGUGUCGGCAGAGAAUGCGGCCGAGGUCGCCGUGCAGCUCGCCGCCAUCACCGACAACCAGCUGUCCCGGGAAGAGGUCUCCAAAGUGGUGGGAAAAGUGCAGCAGCUGGUGGACGUGGCCAACAUCAACACCAGCUUGGCCUCCACCGUGGUCACAAUCAUCUCCAACGUGAUGAGCAGCCCCCACAGCACCCUCGCACCUGCCUCAGACAGGGCAUUAAAGGCGGUGGAUCAUCUUUUGGACAAGUUGCAGUUUGAAGGCUCGAGCGUGAGCAUCAGAUCCAGACGUCUGGCUUUAGGGGUGUCUGCCUUUAACUCGUCUGCCUUUAAUGGGACCUCUUUCAGCGCCUUCAUCCCAACAAAUGCCACCGACCCUCAGAUUGACUUUGAGUCAGAGCGAAUCAAUUCGCUGGCUCAAGUCACGCUCCCGUCCUCGUUGCUGUCGGGGGCGAAGCCAUCGUUGCCGAUCCGCAUCAACUUCCUGUUCUUCAGCACCACCAGCCUCUUCCAGCUGGAGCAGGACGGCCGCGCGCUCAUCAGUUAUGUGGUGGCGAGCAGCGUUGGAAACCGCAGCAUCAGCAACCUGCAGGAUCCUGUGGAGAUCCACAUCACUCAUUUGUCACCUCAAACCAUCCUCAGUCCAGUGUGCAUGUUUUGGGACUUCAGCAUGAAUGGUGGUGCCGGAGGCUGGAAUGGCGAUGGCUGCCGCGUGUCCGAAGAAUCUGCCGUCAACAAAACGGUUUGCCUGUGCGACCACCUGACGCACUUUGGCAUCCUGAUGGACAUUUCAGGAGUGUCACCGCACAUCGACCGGCGUAACAACCGCAUCCUGACCUUCAUCACCUUCAUUGGCUGCGGUGUGUCGGCCAUCUUCUCAGCCGCCACGCUGCUCACCUACGUCGCCUUCGAGAAGCUGCGUCGAGAUUACCCGUCCAAGAUUCUGAUGAAUUUGAGUGCGUCGCUGCUGCUCCUCAACAUGAGCUUCUUGCUCAAUGGCUGGUUGUCGUGGCAACGCAGCGAGGCUCUAUGCCUGGCGGCGGCCGCGCUGCUUCACUACUUCCUUUUGACGUCGUUCACGUGGAUGGGCCUGGAGUCGGUGCACAUGUACAUCGCGCUGGUCAAAGUGUUCAACACGUACGUGCACAGAUACAUCCUCAAGUUCUGCCUACUGGGCUGGGGCAUUCCCGCCGUGCUGGUGGGAUUGGUCCUGGUGGUGGAUAAACGCUCAUACGGACCCCAGGAGUAUGGCGGCGACCAUUUUGGUGAAGGAUCGUCACAGUUCUGCUGGAUCCGAAGUGCUCUGGUGUUCUACACGGCGUGCGUGGCCUACUUCUGCCUCGUCUUCCUGCUCAACGUGGCCAUGUUUAUUGUGGUCAUGCUGCAGAUCUGCGGACGCAAUGGCAAGCGCGGAAACCGCACACUGCGGGAAGAGGUGGUCCGUAACCUUCGCAGUGUGGUCAGCUUGACCUUCCUACUUGGGAUGACGUGGGCCUUCGCGUUCUUUGCCUGGGGACCAGUCAGCCUCGUCUUCGUCUACCUCUUCGCCAUCUUCAACUCGCUGCAAGGAUUCUUCAUCUUCUUCUUCCACUGCGCUCUCAAAGAGAACGUUCAGAAGCAGUGGAGACGCUCGCUUUGCUGCGCUCGCUUCAGACUCUCGGACAACUCUGACUGGAGUAAAACGCCGACCAACAACACCAAGAAGGCGGCUUCGGAGCAGGCCGUACAGUCCUUGUCGUCAGGCUCGUUUGGCUCCAGCGCUGCCUACUGGACCUCCAAAGUCAGACUGACGCCUUUCAACAAUGCAGAAAAACAAAAUCAGACCAGCCCUUUUUCCUCAAAGGUGGCGUCCAUCUCGUCAUCAUCGUCUGUCCUUCCCGUCAGCCAGAUGAUUGACAGGGUCAAAGGUUACUGCUCCACGCGCUCUGAUGGCUUCUAAAAGAAUAUCACUGACCAACAGCUAAGCCUCAUCCCCCCCCACACCCUGUUCUGGACUGCAGGACACAGACAGAAUGCCAUGAUGUCACAACAAACAGGAAGUGACAUAAUGGCGUGGCCCCUACAAGAAUUCAUUGUGAAUGUCCAGUGACUGCUUGGUGGUUGCCUAAUGGUCGCCAGGUGGUCCUCGCAUGGUUAACGGGUGCUCCCCGUGUGGUUGCCUGAUUGUUGCCGUGUGGUCCCCACCUGGUCACUGGGUGGUCCCUUUGAUGGUGGCUCAAGUUCCCCGCCAUAAAUGAAGGCCAGGAAUAUCAAAAAUGGAGAGAGUAAUUUCUCAUAACUAUUUGACGUUUUAUCAAUGUUGUUCCAGUGGGAUUGGUUCCAUCUGCUUUCAAUCACUUCACCUGACAAUCCCAAACAUGAGCCAACCACUGUCCGACCUCAUGCAAAGCGGUUCCAUGUGACCUUGGACACUUUUGCACCGUCCUGUGAAAGCAUAUAGUGCUGAGUCAUACAUAGUGUGAAGGGCAAUAACUAUGUUUCAAUCUUCAGAUUGGAUAUGUAGAACUUUCAGCACAAGCUUUAAGUGUAACAACUUUUUCCUGAUAUUUUAACAUCCAACUGCAUGUGCUUUAAAUUUUGCCUCUAACAAAAGGCAUUUCAGUGGUGUCUCAGUAGGGGGCAAUAUGUAAAAGAGGACUUACUGCGCUCCUUGCAACUCUAUCUGACUACAUGAACAGAAUAA
Phycodurus eques (leafy seadragon) is the source of this 4460-nucleotide messenger RNA. It is a transcript of the gene adgrg6, whose product is annotated as adhesion G protein-coupled receptor G6. Lineage: Eukaryota; Metazoa; Chordata; Actinopteri; Syngnathiformes; Syngnathidae. Gene Ontology annotation, molecular function: G protein-coupled receptor activity; laminin binding. Gene Ontology annotation, biological process: heart trabecula formation; adenylate cyclase-activating G protein-coupled receptor signaling pathway; cell surface receptor signaling pathway. The transcript has 29 exons. Gene Ontology annotation, cellular component: membrane. Bases 120 to 3716 code for a protein of 1198 amino acids. The record is from RefSeq and is a predicted model, not a curated record.